AUGAAAUCCCUCGUCCUCGCCUUGUUGUUCGCCACUCUUCUUUUCGCCAGCACACUCGUGUUGGCAUCUGAACGCGAUCUCACUGCUACCGAGUUGAGUCAAAUCAUGACUGGACUCCCAGAAUCGAGAGCUCGUGAAUAUGUUGGACCUUUGAAUGAAGCCAUGAGAAGUGCUGGAAUUAACACUCCUGCCAGACAAGCUGCUUUCUUGGCUCAAUUAGGACAUGAAUCUGGAAAUUUGAGAUGGUUCAGAGAAUUUGCUAGCGGAAGAGCCUAUGAAGGAAGAAGAGAUUUGGGAAAUACUCAAGCAGGUGAUGGUGUGAGAUAUAAGGGAAGAGGUCCAAUUCAAAUUACUGGACGAGCUAACUAUCGUGCUGCUGGUAGAGCUUUGGGUGUUGAUUUGGAGAACAAUCCACAACUCGCUGAAGAUCCACGUAUUGGAUUCAGAACUGCUGCUUGGUAUUGGAAUUCUCGUAAUUUGAAUCAAUACGCUGACAGACAAACUCAAGAUGCUUUCGAUACCAUUACUCGAAGAAUUAACGGAGGUUACAAUGGAAAGGCUGAUCGUGAUGCCAAGUACAGAGCUGCUCAACGUGUUUUGGGUAGAAAUGGUCCAAAUGACAAUGCUGCUCAACCAGAACCAAGACCAGAACCAAGACCAGAACGUCCAUCCACCAGACCAGAACGACCAACUCGUCCAACAAGACCAGAACGUCCAUCCACAAGACCAACCAGACCAACAAGACCAACAAGACCAACAAGACCAACUCGUCCAACCAGACCAACUAGACCAACUCGUCCAACUCGUCCUACUAGACCUUCUCGUCCAACAAGACCAUAUAGACCUUCUCGUCCAACAAGACCAUACAGACCAACUCGUCCAACUCGUCCAACCAGACCAUACAGACCAACAAGACCAUACAGACCAAGCCAAUCUUAUGGUAGAAGACCAACCUAUAACAGAAGACCAACUCAAUCAUAUGGAAGAAGACAACCAUCCAGAUCUUCAUAUUCAAGACCAUCCCGAUCUUCUUAUUCAAGACCAUCAAGAUCAAGCUACUCUAGACCAUCCAGAUCUUAUUCUUCAUCAAGAUCCUCAUCCUACAGACCAUCCUACAGACCAUCCUACAGAGGUAGAAGAUAA
This is a messenger RNA of Naegleria lovaniensis, 1143 nucleotides long. RefSeq lists its product as uncharacterized. Gene Ontology annotation, biological process: chitin catabolic process; cell wall macromolecule catabolic process. Gene Ontology annotation, molecular function: chitinase activity. NCBI's taxonomy places the organism in Eukaryota, Heterolobosea, Eutetramitea, Acrasida, Naegleriidae. The coding region runs from base 1 to 1143 and encodes 380 amino acids. The record is from RefSeq and is a predicted model, not a curated record. The transcript has 3 exons.